AACCGCACCCAUAGAAAUAACAUCCCCCCCCCUCUCUAGCCAUACAUUUUCAAAAUGGGGAAGAAGAAACAAGAAAUGGCUCAAGUGUACAAUGGUACUUCCAAUGAGUUCAUUUUCGGAGAGCAAGGUGGCAAAGGUAAGAAUUUGUCAUCGUUCUUGAAAAACUUAUCCUUGACUGGAAGUUCCACUUUAUCUCACUCUAGUUCAGCAAGAGACAGUGUCGAGGAAACAAACAGCCAAAUAUAUGGAAGUUUAGGAUAUGCCAAUAGCACUAGUUCCUUAAAUAGUAGCGGGAACUUGUUUAAUCCCAAACGUCCCACCAAUACUCAAAGGACUGUGUCAGUGGGCUCUGGACUUCCACAUACUUCCACUGGUUUGGGACUGGGGUUUCCUGAAAGAAUGACCCCUGUAAGUGGUGGAAGUGGAGGUAAGAUAUCUCCAUACAGUUCACAUAAGCAAUCUCAACCACGCCGUUCAAGAUCAAUGUCGAGGUAUACCGAUUUGGAUGAUGAUUGGGAUGCAGAUUUACAAGAGGUUUCUUCUCCCAAGAAAGAAUUGACCAAGCUUGACACAGAAGAAUCCUCAAGAACGAGUCUUAAUGCGCAAACUAGUCCUAUGUUGGAUUCAUUAUAUCCUGAUUUAAUGUUACCAAGUGGAAAUGGAGUUAGUGCUGCCAGUAAACCACCAAAGGAAUCACUUGACUUUGAAGACAUGCAAACUAAAAUGGAAAUUAAUAAACUCAACUUGUUGAAUAGUAAAUAUGCAAAAUUCAGAAAAGUUUUGACUUCUGAUAACAACAUUAAUUUGCAAGAUUUAAGAAAAUUAGCAUGGAAUGGGAUUCCCAAUGAAUUACGUGCAGUUUCAUGGUUAUUGUUGUUAGGAUAUUUACCUACCAACAAGUCCAGACAAAGCUCGACAUUAAAGAGGAAAAGGCAAGAAUAUUUAGAAGGAUUGGACAGUGUCACAAUUGAAUUUCACGAUGAUCCUCCUGAUAACGAAUCCACCACAUCUUUGUCUAACGCAAAUAGAGAUAAAAUGUUGUAUCAUCAAAUUAAGAUUGAUGUCAAAAGAACAAACCCAACAUUGAAAUUAUAUUCAUACACCGCCACACAGAUGUCACUUCGAAAAAUCUUAUAUCUUUGGGCAGUAAGACAUCCAGCAAGUGGAUAUGUUCAAGGUAUAAAUGAUUUGUGCACGCCCUUCUAUCAAAUCUUUUUGAAUAAUUAUAUUUGGCAAUUACAAAGAAAGCAACAACUAUUACAACGACAACACAAGCUGAAUAAUAGUAGCACUGGUAGCCUCCCUGAAGAUGAUGAUAUGGAUUUGUACAUUCCAGGCUAUUUAGCUCUGGAGGAAGAAGACGAUCCAGAAGAACUAAAACUUUUACAAGAUCCUCAGUUACCACAAUAUACUUUGGAUAACUUUGAUACGUCAUGGUUAUCCCCUAGGAUUACUGCAAUUAUUGAGGCAGAUACUUAUUGGUGUUUAUCGAGAUUGUUGGAGAAUAUUACUGAUAACUAUAUUCAUGAACAACCAGGUAUCAUAAGACAAGUUAAUGAAUUAAGGAAUUUGAUUUCUAAAAUUGACCAUGAAUUGAUUAAGCAUUUUGACAGUGAAGGAGUUGAAUUUAUUCAAUUUUCCUUCAGAUGGAUGAAUUGUUUAUUAAUGAGAGAAUUACCAAUCCAAUUAAUCAUCAGAAUGUGGGAUACUUACUUAUCGGAGACUCCAUUAGGAUUCAAUACUUUUCAUACCUAUGUCUGUGCGGCUUUUUUGAUCAAGUUUAGCGGUGAUUUGAAAGCCAAGGAUUUUCAGGAAAUUUUAUUGUUUCUUCAGAAUCCCCCAACUUCAAGGUGGAAAGAGAAAGAUGUGGAAUUGAUGUUGAGUGAAGCAUUCAUUUGGCAAAGUUUAUACAAGAAUGCUUCUGCUCAUUUGAGGUAG
Messenger RNA from Spathaspora passalidarum NRRL Y-27907, 1938 nucleotides. RefSeq names its product Gyp1p (gene GYP1). The transcript has a single exon. Bases 55 to 1938 code for a protein of 627 amino acids. The record is from RefSeq and is a predicted model, not a curated record. Gene Ontology annotation, biological process: activation of GTPase activity. Gene Ontology annotation, molecular function: GTPase activator activity. Lineage: Eukaryota; Fungi; Ascomycota; Pichiomycetes; Serinales; Debaryomycetaceae. Gene Ontology annotation, cellular component: Golgi apparatus.